This is a messenger RNA of Talpa occidentalis (Iberian mole), 2983 nucleotides long. It is a transcript of the gene SPIRE1, whose product is annotated as spire type actin nucleation factor 1. Gene Ontology annotation, biological process: establishment of meiotic spindle localization; Golgi vesicle transport; actin nucleation. Lineage: Eukaryota; Metazoa; Chordata; Mammalia; Eulipotyphla; Talpidae. Gene Ontology annotation, molecular function: actin binding. The record is from RefSeq and is a predicted model, not a curated record. The transcript has 17 exons. Bases 16 to 2202 code for a protein of 728 amino acids. Gene Ontology annotation, cellular component: cell cortex; cytoplasmic vesicle membrane.
CCUAUCAGUGACAACAUGCUUGCAGCCCAGGCUCUGGUCUAUGGGGUGGUCAGCGAGCAAAACCCAGAGAUCCCUGCCUGGGGCUUGCAUUACAGCGGGAGUGAAAAGGGAAGCACUCAACACAUAAAACGCCGAGGUAAAUUGGGACAUUCACAAUGCACAGAAACAGAGGUUAUUGAAUCUUUGGGAAUUAUUAUUUAUAAAGCAUUGGACUAUGGUUUGAAAGAGAAUGAAGAAAGGGAAUUAAGCCCUCCCCUGGAGCAGCUUAUUGAUCAGAUGGCCAACACAGUGGAGGCUGAUGGUAGCAAUGAUGAAGGCUAUGAGGCUGCAGAUGAAGGCUUGGAAGGGGAAGAAGAAAAAAGAACAAUCUCAACUAUCAGGUCCUAUAGAGAUGUCAUGAAGCUAUGUGCUGCUCAUCUCCCAACUGAAUCAGAGGCACCACAUCAUUAUCAGGCAGUAUGUCGUGCACUGUUUGCAGAAACAAUGGAGCUACAUACAUUUCUUACUAAAAUUAAGAGUGCAAAGGAGAAUCUUAAGAAGAUUCAAGAAAUGGAAAAGGGUGAUGAAUCGCCCACAGACCUGGAGGAACUGAAAAAUGCUGACUGGGCUCGAUUCUGGGUACAGGUGAUGAGGGAUUUACGAAAUGGAGUAAAACUUAAGAAGGUCCAGGAACGGCAGUAUAACCCUUUGCCCAUUGAAUAUCAGCUCACCCCUUAUGAGAUGCUAAUGGAUGACAUUCGCUGCAAAAGAUACACUUUGCGGAAAGUGAUGGUGAAUGGUGAUAUUCCCCCUCGGUUAAAAAAAAGUGCCCAUGAGAUCAUCCUGGACUUCAUCAGGUCAAGACCUCCUUUAAAUCCAGCUUCAGCCAGAAAACUGAAACCCACUCCACCCCGGCCACGGAGUCUCCAUGAGAGAAUAUUAGAAGAAAUCAAAGCAGAAAGAAAGCUGCGGCCUGUAUCACCAGAAGAGAUUAGACGUAGCAGAUUAGAUGUAACUACUCCUGGAUCUCCAAAGAACACUGUAGAAUCAUCGGUGGUAAAUGGAGGUUUAACAUCACAAACAAAAGAAAAUGGGUUAAGUGCAGAACAACAGGUGCCUGUACAGCGAAAGAAACUCCUCAAAGCCCCAACUCUGGCUGAACUGGACAGCUCUGACUCUGAGGAGGAAACGCUGCACAAGUCAGCCAGCAGUAGCAGUGUGUCUCCCUCCUUCCUGGAGGACCCCUUACUGGAAGCUGUGUCCACUAGGAAGAAACCUCCAAAAUUCUUGCCCAUAUCAUCAACACCCCAGCCAGAGAGACGGCAGCCACCACAGAGACGACAUUCCAUUGAAAAGGAAACACCUACUAAUGUGAGACAGUUUCUGCCACCAUCCAAGCAAAACUCCCGAUCUCUUGUUCCUAGGAUAACCAGUGUAUGGCCAAGGACACCUUUUCGACCACUUUUUUCUACCAUACAAACAGCUUCUCUGCUCAGCUCUCAUCCUUUUGAAGCAGCCAUGUUUGGGGUAGCAGGGGCUAUGUAUUAUCUCUGUGAAAGAGCUUUUACCAGCAGGUGGAAAUCCUCAAAGGAGGAGUUCUGCUACCCAGUGGAGUGUCUAGCUCUGACUGUUGAGGAAGUGAUGCAUAUUCGCCAGGUCCUGGUGAAGGCAGAGCUGGAAAAAUAUCAACAGUAUAAAGAUGUCUACACUGCCCUGAAAAAAGGAAAGCUCUGCUUCUGUUGCCGAACUAAGAGAUUUUCUUUCUUCACCUGGUCUUACACAUGUCAGUUCUGUAAGAGGCCAGUAUGCUCACAGUGUUGCAAAAAGAUGCGCCUGCCCUCCAAGCCAUAUUGCACUCUUCCUAUCUUUUCACUGGGACCUUCUACCUUGCAAAGAGGGGAAAGUUGUAUGAGGCCAGAAAAACCUUCCACUAGCCACCAUCGGCCCCUUCGGAGCAUUGCUAGAUUUUCCUCAAAAUCUAAGUCUGUGGACAAAUCAGAUGAAGAACUACAAUUUCCCAAAGAAUUAAUGGAGGACUGGAGUGCUAUGGAGGUGUGUGUAGACUGCAAAAAGUUUAUUUCGGAAAUCAUCAGCUCAAGCCGGCGUAGCCUGGUGUUGGCCAACAAAAGAGCACGAUUGAAAAGGAAGACCCAGUCUUUCUAUAUGUCCUCAGCAGGCCCCUCGGAAUACUGCCCUUCAGAGCGGACUAUCAAUGAAAUCUGAGCCUUGUGCCUUUUGGUUGUUUUUGUGUUCAGAGUCAGGUUUAAUGCAGGGGAACACUGAGCUGGACUAUCUCUCCUGGCCGUGGAUUUAGUUAAUAGGCUUGAAUUUGCAUUAGACCAGGCUUUUCUUGCAACACUUUGUUCCACAGACUGAAUGCUGUGUUCAUAUCAAUUGAUGAUACGUGACCAGUCAGCCAGUAGCUCCUUUGCACUGAGAGACAUCAGUCUGAAACUUGCUUUUGUGUGUAUGUGGAUUUGGAGGCCAGAAACUUUUUCCUUGGUUCCUUACUGUUGCUCAAAUAAUUUUCUGACCAAGAAAAAAAGCUUCUCAUGAGAGAAAUGAGCCUAACAAAGGUAUCGAUGUUAGCACAGUUCUACGCAGUAAGUCAUAUUGGCACUUCCACCUGACAGUGUUCCUAGCUAAUGUACAUAGUGAGCAGUACCCCACCAGGCCCCAAACACCUGCAGGCGGGGCAGAACUGUUUAUCGUCUCAUAGCACAGACUCUAGAAGGAUUUGCUACUACUGUCAAACUAAUUUUAAAUUAUUGUUGCUCUGAGAUAAAGUAUACAGGAGAGACUUCAUGCCUAUAUUCUAGUGUAUCUGAAUAAGCUGUACACCCACGUGGGUGACCAUUUCUAAUAAGCUGCUUUGUUUGCCCCAGUGCAGAGGAGCAGUACUCUCUUGAGCAGGUGUCAGGUUUUCAUUCCCUCUCUUGAAUGUACUAUGGUUCCAGUAGUUUUAUAAUGGACAAAACUAACCAUGUUUUGUGAGAGUUUCAGG